AUGAAUUCACCAACACCAUCAUCAAUAGCAACAAGUGGAGGUGCAGGUGUUAGUGGUGGUGGUGGUGGUAGUGGAUCAACAAAUUUUGAUAUUGAUUUUAAUGAAUCAAUUUUACAAGUUCAUAAACGUUCACCACUUUAUAUUAUUGGUGAUCGUGCUCAACAUCGUGUAAGUUUAUAUUAGUAAAGCCAAGACUCUUUUCAAGUGUGAAAUUAUUUUUUCGAUCAAGAUGAUGAAUAAUAGAAAAAUCUAGAUUGAUUUCAUUUUCUGAGCCAUCGACUUCAAUGAUGACAGCGGCAGAUUUUCAGUCGCGAUAAGCAUCUCUGAUGGUGAUUAUAAAGGUUUGACCAGAGGACGAGACAUAUGUAUUUUAGAUUCAAAUUGUUUUGCUUGUACUAUUCUCUAUAAAUUUUGCCGAAGUAGUUGCUUGUAGAAUAGCAUGAAUAUAUUGUAGCCGAUAAUGAGCAUGUUAUCAGUAUUUCUAAGAGAACUCUAAAACAAAAAAAAAGUCAAAUGACAUUUUGUUUUUGUCAUUAAAGUGUAAAAUGAUACUGUGUUUUUGUUUAACAAAAUUUACAAGGUAUGAAUCGUUAGAAUUAGAUUAAAAAAGAGAAAUAUUUAUGAUAAUAAUUUGUUUUCAUAAUUAAAGUGUAAAAUAGAAUGUCAAACGAAUAUCACAAGGUUCUUGAACAUUUUGUCAUCAUGAUAGAUCACUGUGUUUCCUAAUAGGAAAUAUUAGAAAAAUGACAAUUUAUCCAAUGAACUGAGAAAUUUGUUCGUGAAAAGUUGAUUUUCUAUUACUCGUCUCGAUCGAAAAGUGAUUUGACAUUGGGAGAACUUUUUUUAUUAGCGAUAGUUAUGUUUACUCUUGUAGUUGAAUGAGAUUUUAAUUUGUAAUAAUGAUUGAAUAUUAUUUACGAGGGAAUCUGUUCUAAGAGAUUCAGAUGCAUAGAACUUCUUUUUAUAGAGUGACGAUCAUUUUAAGAACGGACUUUUGUAAGAUAAUUUUAAUCGGAUAAAAGAAAUAAUCAUUUAUGUUCAUGUGUACAUCUUUUAUUCAGUUUACAAAAGAAUUUC
Messenger RNA from Rotaria sordida, 1077 nucleotides. Lineage: Eukaryota; Metazoa; Rotifera; Eurotatoria; Philodinida; Philodinidae. The record is from the annotation of a GenBank genome assembly.